This is a messenger RNA of Sugiyamaella lignohabitans, 2784 nucleotides long. RefSeq names its product putative serine/threonine protein kinase KIN4 (gene KIN4). Gene Ontology annotation, molecular function: protein serine/threonine kinase activity; tau-protein kinase activity; ATP binding. Bases 1 to 2784 code for a protein of 927 amino acids. The transcript has a single exon. NCBI's taxonomy places the organism in Eukaryota, Fungi, Ascomycota, Dipodascomycetes, Dipodascales, Trichomonascaceae. The record is from RefSeq and is a predicted model, not a curated record. Gene Ontology annotation, biological process: microtubule cytoskeleton organization; intracellular signal transduction; protein phosphorylation. Gene Ontology annotation, cellular component: cytoplasm.
AUGGCAGAAGAGCCACGGGUAUCGUCGCGGCUGUCGAACUCGGCCAAGUUGUCGAAUUCGCUGUCGCGAAGGGUCCAUCGAGAGAUCCGGUUUGGGGACUAUAUUCUUGGAUCGACCCUGGGACAGGGCGAGUUUGGUAAGGUCAAGCUGGGCUGGCGGAAGGAUGGAAAGCAGCCUGAGCAGGUGGCUAUUAAACUGAUUCGAAAGGAUACAGUUCCACCGCGAUCGAACAGGGAAACAAAGGUUUUCCGGGAAAUUAAUGCAUUAAAGAUCCUCACGCAUCCUAAUAUCGUCCGUUUGGAGCAGGUGAUUCAGAAUGAUAAGUAUAUUGGAAUUGUUUUGGAGUAUGCGUCCGGUGGGGAACUGUUUGACCAUAUUUUGACGCACCGAUACUUGAAGGAGUCGGUUACUUGCCGACUGUUUGCCCAGCUUGUAUCUGGAGUGUAUUAUCUUCAUUCCAAAGGAAUUGUGCACCGAGACUUGAAAUUAGAAAACCUGCUUCUCGAUAAACACAAGAACAUUAUUAUCACUGAUUUCGGGUUUGCCAACUCGUUCCGCACUGAUGGAGCCACUGUGGAUCUCAUGAGCACCAGUUGUGGGUCUCCUUGCUACGCUGCUCCUGAACUUGUCGUUUCUGAUCAGAAAUAUGUUGGUCAGAAAGUCGAUGUUUGGAGUUGUGGUGUUAUUUUGUACGCCAUGUUGGCGGGAUACUUGCCAUUUGAUGACGAUCCAGCCAAUCCUGAUGGCGAUAAUAUCACUCAGUUGUACAAGUACAUUACCAGCACCAGUUUGACGUUCCCAGAAUACAUUCAACCCCAGCCAAGAGAUUUGCUGAGAAAAAUCCUCGUUUCCGAUCCUAACAAGAGAAUCGAUCUGAACGCAGUUCGCUGUCAUCCUUGGUUAUCUUUGCAUGCCCAUUUCUUGUCUGUUACUCCUGAAGAGUGGGAUCAGAGUUAUAGAGUUAAUAGCCACCAGCAAACUUCUGCGGUGCCGGCCACUGCAGCAACUGUAAAUGAGAGCCAUGCAUUAUCACGAUCGCAAAGUGUUCAAGUCAAGAGCGGUGUCAGCUCGUCAAUGCCUGCUCCUCACAUGCCAGCAGGUGCUCAGACCUACUCUCGACCACAGUCCAUGAUCAGUCCAUCCACUGCUAGUCCUAUUACUGCCGUUACAGCAGCAGCUGCUAGUGGUGGAAUAGCAGCCUCGGCAGGAGCACUUGCUUCUUCGUCAUCUGCUCAUGGCCAUGGCCACUCACGGACAUCAAGUUCAGUCAAUACCAGCUCGGUUUCUUUGGCAUCCGCUGGUCACACUGCCACUGCUGGAUAUGGCCAUUCGAGACGUCAUUCUGUCCAAGCUGGUUAUACGAAAGGUGUCACUUCGACCUCCAGAUCACAAUACCCCGGACGAUCUGGUAUUGGAGCCUCUUCUGGCGCAUCCAAUGGCAACUCAUCACCACCCUUGUCUUCCUCAUCUUCUGACGAAGUUAUUGCAUCUCUUGAUAUUCCCGCUCGACCAGAUUCGCGUGCUAGUGACACUACUGGCGGUACCAGUAGUACAGCCACCACUCCAGCUACCGUGUCUGAUCUUAUUACUCCUAUUUCUGAGCACGAUGGAGUCAUUGCUGCUAGUAAACAAACAACAAGUAGGUUACCACAAACUAGGAAACCCCGACCAACUUCGUAUCAACCAACUAUGCCUGUUCCUAAAGAGACAAUCCCUGUUCUCUACAACAUCCCUGUUUCUUCUCAACCCCGUGUCGGAAUAACCCAGGGCUCUGCCUUACCAGGCGAGAUCAGUCCUCCUGAGCCAUAUGUUGAACCCAAGAGAGAUUCAAGUGCUGUUGUAUCUAGUAGUACUACUGCAGCAGCUGCUGCUCUUAGCGAAGUCACCAAAUCUUCCAAUUCCGAAUCCACUCCAACUGCCGUUGUCGCACCAAGUGACCUGGCCACAGAUGCCAUUGACCCCAUAUCUGGUAAUGACAGCGCUGUUAGUAAAUCUCAAGUUAGCUCCACAUUGCCAGCCGAGGUUGAAAGCAAGUCCAGACCCACUCGAACUACAUCCGUUUCAUCCAAAGCAACAUCUGCCUCCAAUAACAUUACUCGGUCCGAGUCGUAUCGCUCACCGAGUGUUUCACAAGACUACUCCACUAAUACUUCGAUGCCUAGUCGCAGUCAUCGUCGUGGCGCAGCUAGUAUUUCUUAUGGUGCGGACAAACUAUUUGCCAAGCUGCUCGGACAAGUCAACUCUCCACCAUCCAACAACGUAUAUUCAAACGACAAUUCGCAUUCUAAUGACACUAGCAAAAACAACAGACGCUAUUCCAUGAUCCCCACUGGAUCAAUCCCACUGGACGAGACCAAAACUGAUCGCAAGCGAUUCAGUUUCAUGGGUUUCUAUACACCUAGUAGUUCUACCGAUCACAUCUCUUCGAAAAACUCAAAGGUGUCCAACCGAUCGGAUUUUAUCAUCACAUCAGCCGAUAUGAAGAAAGAACCAAAGGUCACCACCAAACCAGCUCCAGUUUCUGGGGACACUGCCAAGGCUUCACCCAAAUCGUCAGUUCAUUCUGACGAGCGUAAAGUGCUGGAACCGCCAGCUGUGGCCUCGCUCAACCAGCGUCAAAACAGACAAUCUGGUCGCCCCUCCGAUAUUUCAAAACACUCCACCCCAUCAACAGGCAGUAACCAUACCAAGACAGCCAUCCAGAUCGAGACUACUACUAAAGAACAGCCGUCAACAGCCCGUAGAGUCGUUGAUUUCUUCAAAAGACGGUCGAGAAUUGUGUAG